This is a messenger RNA of Mercenaria mercenaria, 2496 nucleotides long. RefSeq lists its product as uncharacterized. Lineage: Eukaryota; Metazoa; Mollusca; Bivalvia; Venerida; Veneridae. The transcript has 2 exons. The coding region runs from base 850 to 2256 and encodes 468 amino acids. The record is from RefSeq and is a predicted model, not a curated record.
CCAAAUUGAUUUACAAGUAUCGGCUAGUUUUUUUUUACAACAGCCCCCUUUAGUUCAAGUACCAUUCUUUCGAACAAAAAUCGCGUUGUUGAAAUUUUUUGUCAGAGGGAUUUAAUAUAUUAUGUUGUUUGUAAGCGAGUGGAUUAAUUCAUGGAUUGAUAUGUAUAUCGCCCGAUUGAUUAAGGAUUAUCUAAGGAUACGAUCAGAUUUAUACGGAGAUAUGAAAGUUGAAACGCGUGUGAUAUACUGUUUUGUUACAGUGUAUAGGAAUACGAAUUUAAAAUACAAGUAUAAUAUAAUAUAAAAAAAAGAUUAUACGACUCUGCCACGACUGUUUUUAAGUUGCCACGUUAAACGUACAUUUGUUUCUUGACUAUCUGAUUUCUUAAGUUAACAUUUUCGUGAAUGAAAAUGGUGCAUUUUGGAUCGUAAAACGGGGAAACUUCGGAUUCAAAAUAAUUACCAAGGAAUCACAGACAUCUAUGAGGCAUUCUGCUUUCUGUUGAGAUAGAUUUUUUUUCUUUUAAUUGUCAGUCAUUCUUACAGGAUAUUUUUUUCCAAAAUCGGCCAAAACAGCAUUAUUCUGCAAAACGGCAAUCUUUUCCUGAGUAAAUGUCUUUUUUCGACGUUCAAAAAUUCUAAGCAAUCGGCGUUGCUUUUAACGUGGCGUAUCUCAAAUAUAAUAAGAUAUCGUGUUAAAAAUUGACUGAAAAUUUUCAAAAAUAAGAAGAAAAAUAUUAUUUCUUGGAUCAAUACGCAGUGUUAAAAAAUUUGUCUAUGAACAAAUGCGAAUAAACAUAUAGACUGCUGAAUAGAGGAUAAUUUACACGUCAAGAAAAAAAAGUAACCAUGACCGCACUUUCUUCGAAUCAGCAUCUUGCUGCACUACAAUAUCCGUGGCAUACUAAAAGGGGAAAGCCAGCCAAGAUGUUGCAGGUUUCGACUGCCUGCUCAAGUCCCCAUACUUCAAGAGUAACGUCCCCUGUUGAGAAGGAAAAUUUACGUCGGCAAAUUGUCGGUCUAGCAGUGAAGAGUAACACAUUAGUUAAGAAAACUAGUGAUAGUAAUUCAUCUGCAACUACAAGAAGAACUAAUAUUUCAUCAUCAAUACAGGAUAAGAUAGACAACGCAUCAAUAAAUAACGCUCAUAAUUUUAACAACAUUCAAGUGGAUGGUUUGAAAACGGUAAAAAGUCCUCGCGCUCAUUCAACUAAACGCACCCGUCUUCACGUUAAGUGUUCGAACGAUUUCUUGCACAGCAACAAAAUGCCACAUACAGAACCGCACGACGCUCUGAGGAACACGCUGAUCAGGUCUAAAACGGCAACGAAUGUCGACAACAAAACCAAACCGAAAAUAGUGCGUUUCCGGAUGGAUGAAUACACUAUUGGAAAGCAAAAAGCGCCGAUUGUAACCAUCACUGACAAUAAAGACGCGACUGCUAUACACAACAGUGAUGUUGAGUUAGGACAUACAAAUGGUUAUGAAGUUAGGGGAAGUGCAAUUUCUGUAAGAAAGGACGGACUAAAGGGUCUCCUUGCAUACAAGGACAUUUGCGUAGAAAACGAAAAACGCCAGAACUCGUUGCAAGCAUCGCUCAAAAUUUUUCGGCGCAGAAUAAAACUGAACCAAGAGAAGUUUAUUCAACCGAAUGAAUCUACCACGGAAGAUUACAUUAUUCAUACUCGGUCGCCAAUGUUUGACGUGAGCGCACCGUCUCCGGCGCCAGACGACAGACAAACAACCCGCCCUCUGUCGAGCGACGAGCACGUGAGGAUUCUGCGCUCAGCACUUCAUAAUAAACACAAUGGGGGAACCAGUGUAGUUAAACAGACAGACAACAACGAAACCGGUGAAUCUUAUAAAAAUAUCAAAUGCUCAUACAGACUUCCAGAAAAUCCAAACUGGGGUAAAGAAGUGUCCUUUAAGGAUAUCAAAGAUGACGUCAUACCUAACGUCAAAACAUACGUUCUUGCCGAGGAAACGCACCCGCAUGCCAAAUUUAAAAAGAACAACAUACAAAAUUCAGUGACCUUGAAUACACAUAACCUAAAUGUGCACAACUCAAUAACUCAAGUAAACGGACAAAAAGUAAAAGUAGGUGAAAGUGAAAUUUCGUUUGAUCCCAGAUUUCUAGACUGGUUGGAAGACUCUUUUACUAAUUUAAAACUUUAUAAAAGUUCAACGUUUAUGUCCGAGGACACGAUGGACUGCAGUACACCUUCAGUUAAAAGACGAAUUGCUGCAAAAACUUGAUGUUCGUAUUGGACGGUCACCAAUGCUGCAUUUAGAGAUAUUUCGCAAGCUGUCGAAAACGUUUAACAUCAUUUAUUUUAACGUCUGCAGAACAUUAUGUUGUUUCUAAAAUUGUCAGUUUAUCAUUAAUUUCCGAGAUUAAGACGAAAGACAUACCUCAGUAUCUCUCUAGACAUGAUCACCAGUAAAAUUCGGCAGCUAUGAUGCUAUUUUGUAAAUAAAUGAGGUAAAAAUGUUUAA